GGAGUCUGACAUUCUGAUUUCGUUGCUGCUUUGGGCUUUGGAGACGUCGAAUCUCUGUGGAUGGAGGUUGCAGAACUACAGGAAGCUUUGAGGGUUUUGGACUCUUCCGUCUCGCGGAUUAAAUGGAGACUAAGAGCAGCGACAAAGCGUCGACUCGAGAUAGAUAUCCUAGCCUUAUGCACAGGUUUGAGACCGGUAGUAAUGGUGGACUAUGGGGGGAAGAUGCCUGAACUGCAAGAUCGGCUUUGCACCGUCUUAGAACUUAGCCAAAAGGAGUCAUCUAUUUUAGGGUCAUUGAAAAUAAUGGUUCUAGAAGAUAUGAUUUAUCUGAUACAUGUUAGAGGAUUUGCUCAAUAUGUGGAAUCAAGCUUAAAGUCAGAGACAAAAAUUCUCUUUGUAGACCUUCAACAGGAUCCUCCAAAGAUGAUGUUGCCAGGGGAACAAAAUUCAAUCACAACGCAAUUUAUGUUGAUUCAGAGGUUCUUUGCAUCUGUAUUUCCUGUUGAUGGAAUGGGCAAGGAACUCAUGCAUUGUAAGGGGACAGAUCAUGGGGAUGACAAGAAUUCUCAAACCUCUGAUUUGAUUUCUUCUCAAUCAUCUCUUUUUGAUCUCAGUGGAUGCAUACGAAACAGUCAGGUCACCUUGCCAACCCUAAACGGAUGGCUUCUUGGUUAUCCGGUAGUGUACUUGUUUGGAAAGGAGCAAAUUGCAGAUGCAAUUUAUAAUUUGUCUACCAAGUCUCUACAUCUCUUCAAGAUUUUAAUUUGCAGAAAUGGUGUAUCUAGAAAAGGACCUCGGCAAGAAGAACUAAUGAGUUUCUCUGUGCCUUACGACCUGAGCAUGGGAGGGAAGAAUGAACCAUGGGCAGAGGAAUUCCUUGCUUCCAUGAUGACCAAGUGGGAAAGAUGUAAACAAGCAUGGGGGAAUUUGCAGAUGGAGGUUAGUGAAUGCUAUCCACAAGCAGUUGUAUUGUAGUAAUUAUUACAAGACAUUAAUUUUUUUGUUACUAUAAUUAAUUGCUUGUCCAUUAAUCAAUUAGCAUCUAUGUCCAAUUAGUAGUUCUAAUUAACAAAAUCCUUGAGAGGAGCUUCCCAGCACUUAAUGUAAUCCCUCUUAUCUCUUAUUUCUCCUGUAUUUUGAUUGAUAGCAAUGAAUUGUUUGAUAAUA
Messenger RNA from Nelumbo nucifera (sacred lotus), 1167 nucleotides. RefSeq lists its product as uncharacterized. Lineage: Eukaryota; Viridiplantae; Streptophyta; Magnoliopsida; Proteales; Nelumbonaceae. The record is from RefSeq and is a predicted model, not a curated record.